CUACAACAGCGUCACAUAUCCAAGAAACCUCUGUAGACAUCAAGAGGCUUCAACGUAUUGUGAUACUGCUUGUAAAAACUGUGAUUAGCGAAGAUCUAUUGGACUUACAUUUAAACAGCUGAUGAAUAAAAAAAUAUAUCGGAUUAUCGCGCAUAACCUGUUAUCAAGUGGUGAAAAUGGCUGUGGGAUACAAAUGCUGCCCUACUGAAUGGCAAGUACAUUCUUUUGUUUUAUUCCUAUCAGUGAUACCAGUGGUUAUUGGAGAAAUUAGUUAUUCUAUUCCUGAAGAAAUGAAACGAGGAUCUGUGAUUGGGAGUUUAGCAAAUGAUUUGGGAUUAGAUAUUAAAAAACUGGCAGCACGCAGGGCCCGUAUAGAUUUUCAAGGAAGCAGACGCUACUGCGACAUUAAUCUAGAUACUGGUGAUUUCAUUGUUCAGGAAAGGAUAGACAGAGAAGAGCUUUGCGGAUCAACGUCUUCCUGUGUUUUACAUGUUGAGUUUGUUCUUGAAAAUCCCUUGGAGUUACACAAUGUUGCAUUAAAUAUUGAAGAUAUAAACGACAAUGCUCCCAGUUUUCCAAAGGAUGUUAUAAAAUUGGAAAUACGCGAGUCAGCAAAUAAGGGAGCUCGAUUCCCACUAGACCGGGCACACGACCCAGAUAUUGGAAUUAACUCGGUGCAAAACUACAUGCUUGCUUCUAAUGAACAUUUUCUUUUACAUGUUUACACUAGUAGUGAACGAGGUAAAUAUGGGGAGAUUGUUCUAGAAAAUGAUUUGGAUCGAGAAAUGCAGCAACAGCAUUCUUUAUUACUGACAGCGAUUGAUGGGGGAACACCACAGAAAUCUGGAACGGUCUUAAUUGAUAUUACUGUUCUGGAUGCCAACGAUAACGUUCCUUUAUUUUCUGAAACACUUUACAAAGUGAGACUUACAGAAAAUUCUCCACCAGACACAUUAGUAGUUACAGUGAGCGCGACUGAUAAAGACGAGGGAGCAAACGGAGAAGUAACAUUUGAAUUCAGUCAUAUUUCUGAGAAAGCCAGGCCAUUAUUUAGCAUAGACCCCAGAACAGGAAACAUCAAAGUUGUAGGGGAAAUUGACUUUGAAGAAGCUACAUACCACGAAAUCGAAGUUCAAGCAAAAGACGGAGCUGGCCUGGCUGGGCAUUGCAAAGUGCUUGUUGAGAUUACUGAUAUAAACGAUAAUGCCCCAGUGAUAACUAUGAAAUCUCUAUUUAACCCUAUCCCAGAAAACUCUCCACCGGGAACUGAAGUAGCUAUUAUAAAUGUCCAGGAUCAAGAUUCGGGAGAGAACAGUAAGGUUCUUUGUUUCAUUUCAGAAGACGUCCCUUUCAAAUUACGAUCUUCAAUCAGAAACUAUUACUCUCUGGAAACAAAGACUGCUCUAGACCGCGAAGAAGUGUCUGAAUUCAAUAUAACCAUUACUGCCACAGAUAAAGGGUUCCCAACUCUCUCCUCCAGUUCAAACAUACAAUUUACAAUUUCGGAUAUAAAUGACAAUUCGCCAAUAUUUAAUCAGUCAUCUUACAGUACAUAUGUUAUGGAAAAUAACACACCUGGGUCGCCCAUUUGCUCUGUUCUGGCAAGAGACCCAGACUGGAAACAAAACGGCACUGUUUCAUAUUCCUUACUGUCCAGCGAUGUCCAUGGGAUUCCCUUGUCCUCGUGCAUAUCCAUUAACCCAGACAGUGGGACGAUUCACGCAGUGCGUUCUUUUGAUUACGAACAGUUUCGGCAUUUCCAGUUUCAUGUUCUUGCUAAAGACAGCGGUUCACCUCCACUUAGUAGCAACGUGACCGUGAAUAUCUUCAUAACAGAUCAAAACGACAACUCUCCGCAAAUACUGUACCCAGGUCAAUCGGAGAGCUCUUUCAUGACCGAGGUGAUGCCCAAAUCUGUCCAUAAAGGUUAUCUGGUUUCAAAGGUAGUAGCUGUCGAUGCAGACUCUGGACAGAACGCGUGGUUGUCAUACCAAAUGCUAAAAGCUACUGAUCCAGGACUUUUCACCAUCUGUCUCCACAGUGGAGAAAUAAGGGCAUUGCGUGAUAUAUCUGAGGUAGAUGCGAUUCAACAAAGACUGAUCAUCUUUGUCAAGGACAACGGUCAACCCUCUUACUCAGCAACAUGUACUGUUAAUUUAUUAGUUUCAGACAAUAUGUCAAAAGAUGUAUAUAAAUUCAAAGAUCUCUCUAAGCAAACAGGAACUACAACAAACCUGACAGCGUACUUAGUAAUCUCUUUAGCUGCGGUGUCCUUCCUAUUUUUAGUCUUCAUAAUUAUUAUUUUGGCUGUCAGGUUUUGGCGAAAAAGAAAAUCCAGGUUGUUGUUUGAUGGUCCAAAUGCUAUUCCUCGAUCAUAUUUCCCCCCGAACUACGCAGAGGUUGAGGGCUCUGGUACUCUCCGUCAAUCAUACAACUAUGACGUGUGCUUGACAGCAGGUUCCAGCACCAACGACUUCAAGUUUGUUAGGCCUUACUGUGAACAAACAUUACCACUUGACCACAAUACAAAAAUACUUGCAAACUUCUCAGAUGAAAAUACGGAUAGAGGAACAGAAGCGGCCUGUCAGUUACGGCAUUUCCAGUUUCAUGUUCUUGCUAAAGACAGCGGUUCACCUCCACUUAGUAGCAACAUGACUGUGAAUAACUUCAUAACAGAACAAAACGACAACUCUCCGCAAAUUCUGUACUCUGGGCAGUCAGAUAGCUCUUCCAUGACCGAGGUGAUGGCCAAAUCUGUCCACAAAGUUUCAGACAACGUGUCAGAAGAUAUAUCAGAGAUCAAAGAUCAAUCUAAACAAGCAGAAAAAAUAGAUAGAGAAGAGUUGUGUAAGCAUAUGCCUUCCUGCAUCCUGCCGUUUGAGGUUGUGUUAGAAACCCCACUUGAAAUCCACAGCAUUGCUGUCGAGAUUCUGGAUAUAAAUGACAAUGCUCCAAGCUUCCCAGCACAAUCAGUGACGUUGGAAAUUAGCGAGUCAGCUUUGCCUGGAACUGUAAUCGCUAUUUUGAACAUCCAUGACCUGGAUUCAGGUGAAAACGGCCAAGUCAUUAUUCACUGCAUCUGUAAUGACCCAGACUCGUGUGAAAAUGCACACCUCUCCUACUCUCUGGUAGAUACUCAUUAUCAAGGAAUGCCUGUAUCAUCAGUGCAAUCUUUCGAUUACGAGAAGCUAAAAGAAUUACAAAUUCAAGUUAAAGCACAAGAUCGUGGUUCUCCGCCUCUAAGCAGUAAUGCGACCUUGAACAUUUUUAUACAAGACCAGAACGACAAUGCCUCAAAGGUGUUGUAUCCAGUGCAAGAGGAUGGCUCUUCAGUGACAGAAAUAGAGCCCCGUUCCGCGCUGCAGUGUCUCGUCAACAAGGUUGUAGCUGUCGAUGCUGACUCGGGGCAGAAUUCGUGGCUUACGUAUCAGUUGUUGAAGGCAACAGAACCGGGGCUUUUCACUGUUGGAGUUCACAACGGAGAAGUUAAGACAGUACGUCACAUUCUUGACAAAGACGUCAUAAAACAAAGGUUGGUUGUCCUAGUAAUGGACAACGGACAACCGCCUCUGUCUGCCUCGGUAAUCUUUAAUGUUGCGGUUUCAAACAACUUGCCCGGUGCUUUGUCAGAAAUGCUUUUUUCUGAGGAAUCAGAACACAGAACGGACUUCACAUUCUAUUUAAUUAUAGCACCGGCUUCAGUGUCAUCUCUUUUUCUGCUUUCAGUGGUAUUGAUGGUCUCUUUAAAGUUCUGCCAGACCACGCACUUUGGGUUGUUUGACCUGGCAAGUGCGACACUUCCUGCAAUCCCCGGUUCAUAUGCAUCACCCAGUUAUGCCGGGGCAGAGGGUCGCCAAAUAUACAGCUACGAGUUCUGUUUAGCAAGCGACUUUAGAAAAGAAGAGCUGAGUUUCCUUGAGCUUUACAUUCAAGGGCACCUGAAUCAAAACGCCAGCAGUAAAAAGAGCUCUGGGACAUUGUUGCAUGAACAGGACACUGGCAUCAUGGAGAAGGGGCUUGAGGUCUCCAUGUGA
Molecule: messenger RNA, 4034 nt
Organism: Acipenser ruthenus (sterlet)
Lineage: Eukaryota; Metazoa; Chordata; Actinopteri; Acipenseriformes; Acipenseridae
Product: protocadherin beta-16-like
Biological process (GO): homophilic cell-cell adhesion
Cellular component (GO): plasma membrane
Molecular function (GO): calcium ion binding
Source: RefSeq, a predicted model, not a curated record